CAAUAUUCUACUUCAAAUCUCCUUUAUUAAAGUAUGUCGAGCGAGAAGCCAGAUAUCAAGAACACAGCGCCCAAGCAGGAUAUCCCUGCUACCCGGCUGUUCAAGGUCCUGAAUCCGGAGCUGUUCAUGAAACCGAACCGGUGGUGUGGUGAUCACACCACAGUCACUCAAAGCCAAUGCUUAUGCGACUCAGCCGAUCACAGAUGAUGAGACCGAUUCAUCACCCCAGGCUAGGCCACAUAGUUAGGGCUAUAAAGUAGACACCGGAUCACUCUAGGAGUGACCCGGGAGGAAUCAUCUCUUCUUGUCUAAUAAUAUUAACUGUCCCC
Linderina pennispora is the source of this 329-nucleotide messenger RNA. RefSeq lists its product as uncharacterized. The record is from RefSeq and is a predicted model, not a curated record. Bases 34 to 207 code for a protein of 57 amino acids. Lineage: Eukaryota; Fungi; Kickxellomycota; Kickxellomycetes; Kickxellales; Kickxellaceae. The transcript has a single exon.